Molecule: messenger RNA, 474 nt
Organism: Bacidia gigantensis
Lineage: Eukaryota; Fungi; Ascomycota; Lecanoromycetes; Lecanorales; Ramalinaceae
Exons: 2
Coding region: 1-474 (157 amino acids)
Source: RefSeq, a predicted model, not a curated record
AUGGGACAUGUUUCCAAGACUUCCACAAUCGUCUCCACUGCAACUUCACCAUCAAGUAAUGUUCUUCCUUCGUCAACAUCUUCUGGCUCAACACCUACAGGAAAUCCGAUCAAACCACUCGUGGCUGAUAACAGAAAUCGAAGGACCAUCAUCAUUGCCAGUGUAAUACCAUCAAUUCUUGCCGUGACUCUCGCUGUCGGGGUCGGUAUUUUCUCUUAUCGAAAACGCAAGGAAAGACGAGAUCACUUCAAUACAUUAUCUCAAGACGGAGAUGGGCAACCGUAUUUCCAGCAAAAAGCAGAACUCGAUCAUGAGGGGCCAAGACGAAAUGAGUUGCAAGCCACGACCACAUUACCAGAGCUACAAAGUGGAGGUCAAGUCGCCGAACUUAUUGCAGAUACUCCCGCACGAGGAAUUCCGUUACUUCCAGAGUUGAGAGGGCCAGAGCACUCACAAGAGCUUGCAAGCCUCUGA